Molecule: messenger RNA, 960 nt
Organism: Salvelinus sp. IW2-2015
Lineage: Eukaryota; Metazoa; Chordata; Actinopteri; Salmoniformes; Salmonidae
Source: RefSeq, a predicted model, not a curated record
ACAUUGAUACUCUGAUACAUGUAUGAAAUGUCUGCUUUUCCAGAUCUUUAUCAUAAAGUGGGAGGUGAGCUCCUGUUGAAACCAGACAAGUCCACAGUGCCUAACUCCAACACAAGCAUCCUAUGGAAGCAUGGGAAUAACAAGGUGGCAGAGUGGGACAAUGAUUUUGGUGGUCUGGACAUCUAUGCUGCCUUCAAAGGCCGUACAACCCUGAACCAGACUACUGGAGAGCUGAGAAUCAGUGGAUUGAUGAAAACAGACAGUGGAGUUUAUUCUGUGGAGUUCAACAGCAACCUGCUUGACAAGAUAUAUAAUCUAUCUGUUAUCAAGGCAAUCCCCAAACCAACAAUCACUUCUUCCUGUAACCCAGACAAAACCUCCUGCAUUCUAACCUGUGAGGGCAACACCACUGAUGCUGAACCAGUCACUUACAGCUGGAAAGUGGGAGAGGGAGCAUGGGAYGUUGUAGACAAACAGCUGAUUGUCUUUAAGAYCGACACUGGCAAAUCAACCAACAGUUACAAGUACAUCUGCAAGCUGAAUAACMCUGUUAGUGGGGAAGUCAGUGAGCCAGUUGGAGAGGUGUUUGUCUCAGGGCGCGACGGUGAGCCUAAAAGGGACGGCGGUGGCGGUACAGGGACUGGCGGCGGACUGGCGUCAGAGGUGGAGGCGGAGGCGAUUGCGGCAGAGGUGGAGGCGGCGGCGAUUGCGGCAGCGAUUGCAGCGGAGGCAGCUAUUGCAGGGGCGGCGAUGGCGGCGAUGUCGGCAGCGAUGGCGGCGAUUGCGGAGCCGCAGAUUGCGGAGGCUGCGAUUGCGGAGGCGACGAUUGCGGCGAAGGCGGCGAUUGCGAAGGUGGCGGAGGCGACGAUUGCGGAGGCGGCGAUUCCGAUAGCGGCUGCGGACCGGGGGCCGGCGGCGAUUCUGAAAGGGGCGGUGGCGGAGGCCCGAGGGCCGACSUGA